AUGGAGGAACCAGCGACAAGGCAAUUUGAAAUGUCCCUGUCAGACGGUGCCUCGGACGACGAUAUGCCCUUAACGUUACCCACAGAGGGCAGCCACAGUGGGAGCAUCCGAAAGGGAUGCGAUCCUUUCGCCCAGACUCAGCGCAGUAAACUGCAGCACAGAAGAGCACGCAUCAACCAGCAAAUCAACAAGGAGAUGCUAAUGAGAGCCGGAGCAGAGAACUUGUUCAGAGCGACGACCAACAACAAGGUGAGGGAGACUGUCGCUCUGGAGCUCAGCUUCGUCAACUCCAACCUGCAGCUGCUGAAGGAAGAACUGGAGGAGCUCAACAGCAACAUGGAGGUCUACCAGACAGACAGUGAGGCUGUCAACGUUCCCAUGAUCCCACUCGGCUUAAAAGAAACCAAAGAGGUGGACUUCACUGUUUCUAUCCAGGACUUCAUCUGUGAGCACUAUGGAGAGGACAGCUCUCUGUACGACAAGGAGAUCAAAGAGCUUAUGGAGCUCAGACAGGCCAUGCGUACACCCAGUCGCAACCAGGCUGGUCUGGAGCUGUUGAUGGAGUACUACAACCAGCUGUACUACCUGGACCAGCGCUUCUUUCCUCCACACAGGAACCUCGGCGUUCACUUCCACUGGUACGACUCUCUGACAGGCGUCCCGUCGUGCCAGCGUGCGCUGGCCUUUGAGAAAGGAAGCGUGUUGUUCAACAUCGGUGCUCUGUACACACAGAUCGGAGCACGGCAGGACCGCUCUGCCACAGCUGGAAUAGACCGAGCUAUAGAUGCCUUUCAGCGAGCUGCAGGUGCGUUUAAUUACCUUAAGGAGAACUUCUCCAACGCGCCAAGUCUGGACAUGAGUGGUCCGUCGCUCUGCAUGCUGGUCCGGCUGAUGAUCGCCCAGGUGCAGGAGUGUGUCUUCGAGCGCGUCACGCUCACGACACAGGACAUACACUUUACUUCUCAACUCAGCCUGGCACAGGAAGCUGCACGCGUGUCGGACGUCUACUUGUUGGUGCAGCAGACCAUGACACAGCCUCUGAUGAAGGACUACGUGCCCUUCUCGUGGGCGUCCAUGGUUCAGGUCAAAUCUGAACACUUCCGUGCUCUCUCACACUACUACACUGCUGUUGCCCUCUGUGACCACAUGUCUCCUGUAGCAUCUGCUGAGGAGAAGGAGCAGCAUGAGGAGGAAGCAGAGAAGGCUUUCCUCCAGUUCUAUGUCAGCACUCCUCCAGGGCCGUCGCUCAGCCAGGUCCUACAAGACCCUGAAAAGAGACGAAAGCUUGGUAAAGCUCACUUGCGGCGUGCAGUAAUUAGACACGAGGAGGCGAUGCGUGUCCACGGUCUGUGUAAGAUCCUGAGGAAGAUGGACAUUCUGCAGGACGUGCUGUCUCUCACACACAAACGCUCUUUGGACAAGUACUCCGAGCUGGACCGAGAGGAUGACUUUGAUGAAACCGCAGAGGCUCCAGAGAUACAGUCUCAAACCCAUCAGAAACCAGACAUCACUCCAACCAACUUCUCUACAGUGCAAGUUACUGACAUCUUCCAAAGACUGGGGCCUCUGUCAGUGUUUUGUGCGCGGGCUCGUUGGGGCCCGGUGCGACUGAUCUGCCUGCAGAGGAGAGAGGGCGGCCUGGGCCUCACACUCAGAGGAGACUCCCCCGUCCUGGUGGCAGGAGUCAUACCUGGAGGCUGUGCAGCGGAGGCAGGACUGAGGGAAGGAGACUACAUCGUAGCAGUGGACGGACAGGACUGUAAAUGGGCCAAACAUGGCGAGGUUGUCAACAUGCUGAAGAGCUGCAGUGAGAGUGGGGUGGAGCUCAGUGUUGUCACUUUACACUCACAUGAUACACAGGUUUGUGAGCGAAGGGCCAUCAUGCUGUCCAACUGUGGCGAUAAAGAAAAUGCUCGGCAGCGCCUGCUGGGCGCGGCUAAGGGCCAGAGCUCCGCCUCCCUGCUGAACUGGAACAGAAAGAAGAAGAGAGAGGGCAGCAGCGUCACCAAGAGACUAGGAAGCACUUUCAGUCUGUCAUUCGGAAGCAUCAGAGACGCUGAGGACAUGUACUGAGACAUGACUGCCGAGGAACUGCUCAGGGAAUCAGUGGAGCACACGGUACGAUGACGGCUGCAGACAGACUGAUGCUAAGUGCUGCACCAAUAACACAAACUCACAACCAGAGGUCUGAUCUACCAACAAAAAGCACAAAUUUAAAUGUUGAUCCUGGCUCAUAUUUUGCUUAAGCACAGUCCAGUUUGUUAUAUGGAAGCGUACGCACCAGGUAGAAAACCUUGUAGCACGUAGCUUUUUGCAAAUGUUUACCUUGCAGGAAUGAAGAGG
This is a messenger RNA of Seriola dumerili (greater amberjack), 2343 nucleotides long. It is a transcript of the gene rhpn1, whose product is annotated as rhophilin Rho GTPase binding protein 1. The transcript has 16 exons. Gene Ontology annotation, biological process: signal transduction; negative regulation of stress fiber assembly. The record is from RefSeq and is a predicted model, not a curated record. Bases 1 to 2073 code for a protein of 690 amino acids. Gene Ontology annotation, molecular function: protein binding. NCBI's taxonomy places the organism in Eukaryota, Metazoa, Chordata, Actinopteri, Carangiformes, Carangidae.